Molecule: messenger RNA, 1907 nt
Organism: Varanus komodoensis (Komodo dragon)
Lineage: Eukaryota; Metazoa; Chordata; Lepidosauria; Squamata; Varanidae
Gene: BLOC1S4
Product: biogenesis of lysosomal organelles complex 1 subunit 4
Exons: 5
Coding region: 165-794 (209 amino acids)
Cellular component (GO): BLOC-1 complex
Source: RefSeq, a predicted model, not a curated record
AGCUCGGGUUUAUCAGCCUCGCGUCCGCGAUUGUGCCUGCUGGGUUUCCGUAGUCGGGAAAAGCUCUUCGCCCGCCGCUUAAGGCGCCGCUGGUUGAGAAGCGCUGAAUCAGGCAGGGGGCGGCCAGAUGUGCGAGAGCGGAGGUUAGGCAGGGGUUGAAGGGAAUGGACGGGGCGGCGGCCGCCGCGGAAGAGCCGCCGCUCCAGCUGAGCGGAGACAGCGGCAACGUCUCGCAGAGCCACAGCAGCACCUCCGGCCUCGGGGACGAAGACGCAGCGGGAGAAGACGCCCUUGGAGGGGAACUGUUGCUCGCUGCCGCCGCCACCGACUACAGCGCCUACGUCUUGCCCUCUCCGCUAGGCGGCGCGGCCUCAGCCGGGCAGAUUGAAACUUUAGAUAAGAGUCUGGAAGAUUUGCUGACCAGGGUUGAUGAGUUUGUGGGAAUGCUAGACAUGAUUCGAAAUGAUUCCUCUCAAGUAAUCAAUGAAAGUAUACCACAUAUUCAUACAAAGGCUAUCGAAAUGAGGCAGCUGUACAGGAAAAUUGACAAAUUAGAGGCCUUUGUAAAAAUGGUUGGAAACAAUGUGGCUGGGUUAGAGGAACAGAUCAUAAAGGCAGAAUCAGAUCUUGGAAUGUUUUCAAAUUCUUUUAAAAAACUCUUACACACAAUCAAUGUGCCAUCUUUUCUUCAUAAAUCAUCUUCCUCAAGGCAGAAUCAAACCCUUUAUGAACCUCCAGAGCUCUUCAAGACUGAAGAAUACUUCCCUUUUCUUGGUGAAGCACAGCAUCUGUGAUCUAGCUGGCCAUGACAUUAUUUGAAAGAUAAAUGAGUGAGAGCCAUGAUGGUCUUCAAGUCGCUGCACUUCUUUGAAAACCACAGCCUGCUGCUUUGCUGUGUAUCUUCAAAUGCUUUCCUUUUGGCUAUCUGGUGUAGAAUAUACUUACUGUUUUUUUCCAGUCUUCCUAAUGGGGCAGUUAGCCUUAUCAGUAAGCCACUUUGAAUGGGGGUUGAGGAAGAGGCAAAAGUCAUCUGUACAAAGCAUCCUACAGCUAAGACUAGCCCUUUCCCCCACCCUCAGACACUACACACAGAAAUAAGAGGGGAUACAGAAAGAAUACUAUUCACCAACCACCUUUUUUUCCCUUUCCAAACUAGAAAGUGGCAAACGGGCAGGCAGAAGCAGAACAUGUAAGAAAGCUUCAUGCAUGUGCCCAUUUUCCUUUCCAACAUGACAUGCAGGAUGGAGAAACCGUAGUUUUCUAUGUAUUUCUCUUUUCUGCUCCUCCUUUUUUUGAGUCCCAGAUAACUCAGAAAUCCCCGUGGGAGGGGGGAAAACUGAGAGGCCAAGCAGCAGAAUUAACAUCCAUCUUUGCCACUAAGUGAGAACUUGGAAUAUAAGGCAGCUUGUAAUAAAAGAGUGAAUUGGUUAAUGGGCAAUGAUUGGCCAAACUUUAGUACUUAGUUGAUUAAGUUCAUUUGAAAACCUGUUAUAAAUUAUUUACUUAGGAAAAAACAGAGAAUGUAUUUUUUUUAAUUGAAUGGUUUUGUUGCUGCUAGUAGUAACCCGUGCCUAUGACAAGGAUAGUUUUUUAAAUACUUCUGUGGUUCAUCUAAGUGCAAUAAGGACCAAAACUGUAAGUGUUCAUGUUCUUCACGAACAUGUCUAGAUUCUGUUCUGUAUCUUGGGGAGAAGUAGAUUGUCUAAGUAGAGAGAAGCAAAAAUGCCAUUAUUGUUUGAACUGCUGCAGAGUAAAGGAAAACUGCAGUUAUGUGCUGACUGCUGUUACAUUGGGGCAACUGUCUCAAAUCUUUUUUGAUGAAUAUAUUAAAACUUGUAUGUAAUGCCAAAAUGUGUGAUGACCAAAGCUCUAAUAACUUAAAAUUUAAUUAAAUCAGAUUUCUCAUA